GAAAAUGAUAAUAACGAAUUUAUGCUGACGACUUUGGCCAGUAUUCACGUAGACUCCUCACUGUUAAGUUCAGUUCAGUGUAUUUUGUUGACCUGUCGCUAUAGUUACCAGUUAAACAGAAAAUAUACUUUUGUAAAUGUGGUAAAUAACAAGUAAUUGAUCAUCUUCGGUCGAGGCAACGAAUCCUCUUUAUUUUUUAACUGAAGACGUGGACAAUUCUGCAGGUUAUACCUGAAAGGAAUAUAUAUAUUAUAUUAUAAUAUAUAUAUAUAUAGAAAGAGAGAUAGAGAUUUUUUUAGUGGAAAUUUGGCUGUAAAAUGUAUCGUACAAUUGCUGUCGUGUUUAUCUUUGGACUGAGUAGUGUGCAAAGUCAAUUGAUCCCAAAUGACCUGCUAGACAAAAUUCCGGGUGCCAUAGACGUAAAGUCCUUGAACGAGACCGCACUAGGACAGGUUGAAAAUGUAAAGAAUCAGUUUAAGAGCAAGUGUGAGAAGAACGGUGGACCGGAUGCUUUUGACAAAGUGAUAAAAGCCAACGAGGAGGUCCAGAAUUGUGUAAAAGGUUUGGUAAACAUGACUGAGCUGCAAGACGAGAUUGUAAAGGCCAAACCGACUGGAGACCUUGAUAUUGUAUUCAAAAAAUACUGCAUGAAAAAAACGACACUGAAGAAGUGCGUUACUGAUUUCACCUCGACCGUAGAAGCUUGCCUUGAGCCGCAGGAACGGGAUACUGUUAAAAUAGCUUUGAAUGUCACUGAUUCACUUUUGAACUUCAUCUGUCAUAAGGAAGGUGAUCGCAUUGCGUUGUUUAUCGCUGCCGGAGGCCCGGAAUGUUUCGCUUUACAACAAGCUGGUCUUCAGCAAUGUCUCAACUCAACUUACGGAGGAUAUUUACCAACAGGUGACUCAGAAAAAUCUGCACCUUCUUUUGAAUCUCUUCCAAAAUUGGCCUUUGGAAUCAACGAGUGCAGCGACAUGGAGAAACUCAGAGGAUGCGUCGUAACUGAAUUGGAAAAGUGUGUUGACCCGACACCAGGAAACAUCGCCGAUGCUUUGUUUAACUUCGUAAAGCGUGUAACACCUUGUGAAAAUCUUCUUGCUGCUCGGAGUGCUCCUCUCGUUGAAGAUCCUAAUUUGCGCUCAAGUAACAGCGCUCCGAUUAGCGCCAGCAAUAUUUACUCAUUUUUGUUUGUCUCUGCAGCUCUCGCGCUGGUUUAAAAAAUAAAAAAUAAUACUUAAAAAAAUUCGAACAAAUUUUUUAGCGUUGUGUUAAAUUUAGCGUUUUAUUUUAUAAAAGCAUCCGGUGGUGUAAUGAUAAAUUAGAAUUGUAUACAUAUCAAAUAAAUGUUGUCUUUGGUUUUUUAA
Molecule: messenger RNA, 1364 nt
Organism: Cotesia glomerata
Lineage: Eukaryota; Metazoa; Arthropoda; Insecta; Hymenoptera; Braconidae
Product: 27 kDa hemolymph protein-like
Exons: 6
Coding region: 318-1217 (299 amino acids)
Source: RefSeq, a predicted model, not a curated record